UUUGGUGAUGAAGUGAAGUCAGUGUCAGUGAUGGAGGGAGAUUCUGUUACUUUAUACACUUAUAUUACUGACAUACAGACAGAUCAGCAGAUAGUGUGGAGGUUUGGACCUGAACAGAUUCGUAUAGCUCAAAUCAACAAAGAGGCCAAUAAGACAACAAUAUAUGAUGAUGUUCUUGAUGGGAGAUUUAAAGACAGACUGCAGGUGAAUAAUCAGACUGGAGAUCUCACCAUCACAAACAUCACAACUCAACACACUGGACUUUAUCAAGUGACCAUCAAAAGUACUACAGAGAUCUCAUAUAGAUUCAUUGUUACUGUUUAUGCUCAUCUGCCCGUUCCUGAUAUCAGCAGAGAUUGCACAUCAUCAGAAACCUCAUCAGUCUCAAAUUGUUCAUUAUUGUGUUCAGUGUUGAAUGUGAGAGAUGUGAGUCUGUCCUGGUACAAAGGAAACAGUUUAUUGUCCAGCAUCAGUGUGUCUGAUCUCAACAUCAGACUCUCUCUACCUCUGGAGGUUGAAUAUCAGGAUAACAACAAGUACAGCUGUGUGGUCACCAAUUCAACCAGUAAUCAGACUCAACAUCUCAACAUCACUCAACUCUGUCAGACGUGUUCACAUACAACAGCUUCAGUUCUGAUCUUCUGCAUCUACAGGAAACACAGAAACACACAGCAACAGGGUAAAUGUCAAUAA
Messenger RNA from Misgurnus anguillicaudatus (oriental weatherfish), 693 nucleotides. NCBI's taxonomy places the organism in Eukaryota, Metazoa, Chordata, Actinopteri, Cypriniformes, Cobitidae. The record is from RefSeq and is a predicted model, not a curated record.